Molecule: messenger RNA, 1101 nt
Organism: Capsicum annuum
Lineage: Eukaryota; Viridiplantae; Streptophyta; Magnoliopsida; Solanales; Solanaceae
Product: BTB/POZ domain-containing protein At2g13690
Source: RefSeq, a predicted model, not a curated record
AGGUAUCAGCUGGAAUCAAAUUCAACCGGAGUGUUUUAUCGUGUUUGAAGUACCUUGAAGCUGUUCCUUGGACCGAGGAAGAGGAAGAGAAAUUGAGAAACUUGUUUGAUAAAAUGAAGUUUAAUCAUGAAACAGCUAGAGACAUUUCAGCUAGACUCUAUGCUCAAGAUAUGACAGAUUCUCAACAGACUUUGUCUAAGCAGCUUGUUUGGUCUGUUACCACAUGCGUUGAUGCCAAUUCCAGAAACGAGCUAAAAUCCUUAGUCAAGGGUCUCCUGUGCAAAAGCUCAGUCUAUGAAAAGGACUGCCCUGAUCUGAACAAGGUGGAUAUAUUUGCAGUUUGCCUGUCUUGUAUAAAUUCACUUGUUAGUUUGCUUGAGGAGGCAACUACUACGAGUCCAUCUGUAAAAUUCGCUAAGAAAGAAGACCGGCCCUUGAUUGACCGCAUAUCUAAGCAGGUUGACAACAUCAUAUGGCUGCUCGAGAUUUUGCUUGAUCACCAGAUGGCAGAGGACUUGGUGGAUAUAUGGACCAAACAAGGUGAGUUGCUUGCAAUGCAUAAAUGUGCCUCUCCAUUGGUCAGAUACGAGCUUAGCCGGGUAACAGCUAUGUUAUUUAUAGCAAUGGGCACUGGGAAAAUGCAUUGCUGCUCUGAAGCAAGGUCGGGGCUUCUUCAGACAUGGUUUAGACCCAUGUUAUUGGACUUUGGAUGGCUACAGAGAUGCAAAAAAGGCCUAGACAUGAAGGCAUUGGAGGAAGCGAUGGGUCAAGCACUCCUUACUCUUCCUUUGAAGGAACAAUAUGUUCUGUUUAUGGAUUGGUUCAAAUGUUUCUCUAAGCAUGGCACUGAAUGCCCUAACCUUAGCAAAUCAUUCCAGAUAUGGUGGCGACGAUCGUUCUUGAGAGGCUCUGAAACUCAUGCCUCUGAAUCUAGGUAGAAUGAUGUUUUUUCUAGUCCUGUUUUCUUUCUAGUGGGAUGCUGUAACUUGGGCAAUCUGAAACACUUGGAAAGUCAAUAAUGUAGGGUAACGUUGUAGAUUUACUAAUUGUUGUGAGAGGAAGUGGAAUGCCAAUUCAGUAUAUAUGACGCUUUUACCAUUA